Messenger RNA from Malaclemys terrapin pileata, 4997 nucleotides. RefSeq lists its product as uncharacterized. The record is from RefSeq and is a predicted model, not a curated record. The transcript has 6 exons. Gene Ontology annotation, biological process: regulation of transcription by RNA polymerase II. Lineage: Eukaryota; Metazoa; Chordata; Testudines; Emydidae. The coding region runs from base 447 to 4376 and encodes 1309 amino acids. Gene Ontology annotation, molecular function: DNA-binding transcription factor activity, RNA polymerase II-specific; RNA polymerase II cis-regulatory region sequence-specific DNA binding.
CCCGGCAUCCGGUCCAAUAACUUCUGGCUGGGCUAGAGCGUAGCCCGGAGAAAGAGAGGGACAGACAGAUCCCCACCAGGGAGCAGCCGCCCGGGUUCCCAGCGUGAACCCCCAGCCCAGCUCUGCAUAUGUGGUAUGAGCCAUGCAAAUCCUGCCGGCACUGGGAACUUUCACUCACUCCCUUGUUCAAAGGAGCCCCGGGAGAAGCCCCUCUUUCCAGACAGCAGCAUUGCCGGCUCCAGGAGGUCGCUCUGGUUUUACGAGACAGUUUGUGCUUCUGGGCCCUCGGACCUGAUUCCCCACCCGGCUCACAUGGUGUCAAAAACGAGACACUGAGGUAGGAAGCCAGAGGCUGGAUGCUUCCUGCCAGGGGCAUGAAUGAGACAGAAAGGCCUGGGGUCUGGGCUCAUCCCCUGCUGGGAUAAGGACACCCCCGGGGAGCAGCCAUGGCUGCAGGGCCGGGGGCAGAGGGGGCCCUGGACCUGCAGUUUCAGAUCCAGGUGGAGCAGUCGGUGUGCCGCGCUGGGCUGACGGAGCAGCAGGUCUCAGCUGGGCCUGAGCCAGAUGCGGGAUUGGAGCGGUCGGGCGGGCUGCCUAUUGUGGUGCAGUCCGGCACCAUUGGGGAGCUGCUGAGAUGGGUGGCGCCACAGCAGGCCCAGUAUGCGUCGCAGAAGGAGAUGCUGCAGCACUGGGAGGACGUCUGGCAGGAGGUGCUGCAGGCCCUGUGCAUCCUCCCGGAGGUGGGGCCGGCUCCGGUCUGCGCCCUCAGGCCUGGAGAACCAGAGCCUCCUCCCAGAGUUGUGCCAGCACCGACUUGUGCACGUAGGUGUGAAAACCCCACCUCCCAGGGGGGCAGUGAGUCACCCAGGGGUCUGGAGCAGGCUGGGAUCGAGCUGCCGGAGGAGACGGCACCGUGUCGAGAGGAGCAGCUGUCAGCCACGCAGACCCCUGCCGAGGUUAAGCCAACUCCAGCACCUGCAUGGAGAACCCUGGAGCUGCCACAGCUGGCCCCAGAGGACGAUAUCGAGGUCUAUCUGGCCACCUUUGAGCAGGUGGCUGACGCCUGCCAGUGGCCGAGAGGGGAAUGGACAACCCGACUGGAGCUGUACCUCACCGGGAAAGCCCAGCUGGCCUAUGGCAGCCUAGACAUCACAGAGACAAGUGACUAUGGGAAGGUGAAGGCCACUAUCCUGCGUCGCUAUGGCAUCAGCCCAGAGACACAGCGCAGGCGCUUCAGGGAAUUCUGCUACCAGGAGGCCGAGGGGCCCCGGGAAGCUUACAGCCGCCUCCGGGAGCUUUGCCAUCGCUGGCUGGAGCCACAGAACCGCACCAAGGAGCAGAUCCUGGAGCUGCUGAUCCUGGAGCAGUUCCUGACCAUCCUGCCGGAGGAAAUGCAGAGCUGGGUCUGGGAAUGUGGUCCUGAUACCGGCGCCCAAGCGGUGGCCCUGGCAGAGGGGUUCCAGGUGGGGCAGCCAGAGGCCCAGUGGCUGGGGCUACAGGUGCCAGUGCAGUUUGAGGACGUGGCUGUGACUCUGAGUGGGGCAGAGUGGUUGUUGUUGGAUGAGGAGAAGAAGCAGCUCUACAGGGACGUCAUGUACGAGAAUUACCAGAGCAUCAGCUCAUUGGGUUUUCCGGUUCGCAAACCCACCCUGAUCUCUCAGCUGGAACGAGGGGAGGAGCCGUGCAUCACAGAUCCCCCAGCCCCUGAGGAGCAGGAGACCCAGAGGGACGUCCCAACAGACACUGAGGAGCUGUCUGUGCUGCACCACGGGGAGGCGGAGGCACCUGUCAAAGCACCUCCAAUGCCCAAGGCCUCACCAAGUCGACCCAAGAGGAAAGCGGCCCAGAGCCCAGGCCGGAAGAGAAAGAAACCCUCUCUGGAUGGAGAAGAGCCAGCAGCCCCCUCUGAGGGUGGGAAACAGCAGCUCCCCACCUGUCCCAUGUACAUGCAACAGCCGCUUCCUUCUGUGCGCAUGCAAAAGCCUUUCCUUCCUGUACGCAGGAAACAGCCACGGCCUGUUGUGCACAGGGAACAUCCUGUCCCUUCUGUGUGCCGGGAACAGCUGCCCCCUCCCCUGCGCAGGGAACAGCCGCCCUCCACUCCUGGCAGGGAACAGCCGUCCCCCACUCCUGGCAGGGAACAGCCGCCGCCUCCCCUGCGCAGGGAACAGCCACCCUCCACUCCUGGCAGGAAACAGCUGCCCCCUCCCCUGCUCAGAGAACAGCCGCCCCCUCCCCUGCGCAGAGAACAGCCUGUCUCCCCCCUGCACAGGGAACAGCCGCCCCCUCCCCUGAGCAGAGAACAGCCUGUCUCUCUCAUGCGCAGGGAACAGCCGCCGCCUCCCCAGAGCAGAGACGAGCCUGUCUCUCCCAUGCGCAGGGAACAGCCGCCCCCUACCGAGCUGCCCCACCUGCCAUCCCUGUCUAAGUCCUGCAGCAAGGAGCCAGCGGAACAAGAUUCCCCUCCCAGCAGGAGCCCGCCCCCCUCUGAGAAGUCCUACCAGUGCCCCUUGUGUAGUCAGAACUUCAGACAGAGCUCGGACCUGCAGCGGCACCGGCGCAUCCACACGGGAGAGAAGCCUUUCCACUGCCCGGUGUGCGAGAAGAGCUUCCGGCUGCAGUCCAACCUGAUCGUGCACCAGCGCACCCACACCGGGGAACGGCCCUACCAGUGCGGGGAGUGCGGCCGCGCCUUCUCGCAGAGCUCCAACCUCCUGACCCACAGCAAGAUCCACUUGGGCCAGAAGCCCUACGCCUGCUUCGAGUGCGGCAAGAGCUUCCACCACAGCUCCAACCUCAUCAUCCACCAGCGCACCCACACUGGUGAGCGGCCCUACGAGUGCAGCGUCUGCGCCAAGCGCUUCAGCGACCGCUCCACCCUGGUGCAGCACCGGCGCCUCCACACGGGUGAGCGCCCCUACGCCUGCUCCGAGUGCGGCAAGUGCUUCAGCCAGGCCUCACACCUGGUCAAACACCGACGCACCCAUGCGGGCCCCUGCACCAAGAAUAGCGCUGCCCCCAGAAAAGCACCAGUCACAGCGGUGGAGAGAAACAGCCCCAACAAUGGGGCAGCCAUUGGGGAGAAGAGAGCUACCCCUGCUCAUGGGCUGAGUGAGAGGACUGCCACGCCCCAAAAUGGAGCAGCUAUAGGGGAGGAAAGAGCAGCCCUGAAAGAUACACCCACUGUGGGGAAGGAUAGAGCCACCCAGGAAGUGGGUUCAGAGGGGGAGAAGGACAAAGCGGCUCAGAAAGUUGCUUUGGCCACAAAGGAGAUAGCCGCCCCCAAACACAUGCUGGCCAGGGGGAUGGAGAGGGCGGCAACAAAGGACCCGCUGGCCGCAAGGAAGGAAAGGGUGACCCUCACACCUGGGCUGGGUGAGUUGAGAGCUGCCCCCAUAAACAGGCAGGGCACAGGGGAGGACAGAGCCACUCCAAAAGACGUGCCAGCCAUGGGGCGAAAGAGAGCACUGACUCCAGGUGCACCAGCCGUGCAUGAGGAGAGAGAUGCCCUGAAAGAUGCACUGAGGGCAGGGAAGGACAAACCAGCAACAAACCACCCAUCAGCUGUGGAGAAGGGGAGAACUGCCCCCAAACUUGCGCUGACCAUGAGGCAGGGAAGAGCCGGCCCCAAACACACACUGGCCAUGGAGAAGGGGGGAGUCAGCCCCAAACACACACUGGCCAUGGGGAAAGGGAGAGCCGGCCCUGAACACGCAUUGGCCACAGGGAAGGAGAAAGUCAGCCGCAAACACGCACUGGCCCCGGGGAAAGGGAGAGCCGGCCCUGAACAUGCAGUGGCCAAGGGGAAAGGGAGAGCCGGCCCUGAACACGCACUGGCCACGGGGAAAGGGAGAGCCGGCCCUGAACAUGCACUGGCUAUGCGGCAAGGGAAAGCCGGCCCCAAAUAUGCACUUGCCAAAGGGAAGGGGCGAGCUGGCCCCAAACACGCACUUGCCACGGGGAAGGGGAGAGCUGGCCCCAAACACGCACUUGCCACGGGGAAGGGGCGAGCCGGCCCCAAACAUGCACUGGCCACGGGGCAGAGGAAAGCUGGCCCCAAACAUGCACUGCCCACGGGGAAAAAGGGAAAUGCCCCCAAAAACACAUUGGCCACGGGGAAAAAGGGAAAUGCCCCCAAAAACACAUUGGCCACGGGGAAGGGGAGAGCCAGCCCCAAACACGCACUGGCCACGGGGCAGGGGAAAGCCGGCCCCAAACACGCACUGGCCACGGGGCAGGGGAGAGCCGGCCCCAAUUACAUACCAGGCACACGGGAGCACAGACGGCAGGGGAACCCUCUCAUGUCACUGCGUGAUAGGGGCAGGGAUGGCUCACAGAGGGAACAGACUCUGAGGAGCUCCGUCACUGCACGGUAGGGUCCGGGCUGGCUUCUUUGGACAUGCAUUCAGCUGGCUUUUCACUGACUGGGUGUGAAACCCCAUCAAUGUGCAGGAGGGCAGUAAUGCCAAUGCCAUAGGCUCACACUUAGGCAGCAGCGGAGAAGCCGGCCUGGCGUGGGAUGCACUAACAGCUCGGAGAGGACGGGCAGCACGAAGGCACUUCUGGCACCGCAGAGCGUGUCCCCCCCCCCCGGGACCGGAGCUGACAGAGCAAGUGGCUGGCACGUAAAAUGCAAACACAGACAUCUCUCGCUUGGGGCAGGGGGAGGAGGAGGCUGAAAUCUUGGCAGGCAACCGGAAGGGAGAGUUGGGUGAAUUUUAAACUCUCAAAUUGGGCCCUGAGCCAAGGGAGUGUAAAAGAAGCCCUAGAAAUCUCCCUUUUUGUGGAAUUAAAAUGAGACGAAUGGUUCCGGUGUGACCAACUCUUGUGAUCUGUGGGCUGUCUCUUAAAGCCCCAGCUCUGCUUUUAUAUAUAAAAAGAAAAUCUGUGUCUAGCCCAAUGACUGGGGAGAAAAAUCAAGGAAACUCCAACCCCAUUGGCUACGAUGCAAAUCACUCCAUGUUAAUUUAUUUUAUUUUAUUAAAUCUCACGAUUUU